Phragmites australis (common reed) is the source of this 4674-nucleotide messenger RNA. RefSeq names its product DNA mismatch repair protein MSH6-like. Gene Ontology annotation, cellular component: nucleus. The record is from RefSeq and is a predicted model, not a curated record. Gene Ontology annotation, molecular function: ATP-dependent DNA damage sensor activity; mismatched DNA binding; ATP binding. Lineage: Eukaryota; Viridiplantae; Streptophyta; Magnoliopsida; Poales; Poaceae. The transcript has 21 exons. Bases 260 to 4198 code for a protein of 1312 amino acids. Gene Ontology annotation, biological process: mismatch repair.
CCUAACCUAACCCACCUGUCAGUGCCCCAUGACCACCUCCCGCACCGAGCUCCCUCCUCACGCUCCGCCGCAACCCCUCGCCUCCUCCGGUGGUCGCUGACGGGUGACCCUCCCUCCGGUUCCCGCCACUACGCGCCAUUUUCCCCACCCACCCGCCCGCCUACCCGUCCUUCCCCCGAACAAUUCCCCCGCAAACGGCAAAACCCUAAACCCAGGGAGCGAGGGAAAAAGCAACCAUUCCCUUGGCUUCCCCUCUGCAAUGGCAUCGUCGGCGUCGCGCCGCCUCAGCAACGGCCGCUCGCCGCUCGUGCGGAAGCAGAGCCAGAUCACCGCCUUCUUCUCCUCCUCCUCCUCCCCCUCCCCUUCCCCCUCCCCGGCCGCACCGAACCCCGGCACGUCCAAGCCCUCGCCGUCGCCGCUGAACCCUGCGACGAAGAGGAGGCCCCCGCUCGCCGUGCCCUCCCCUUGCGCUCCCAAGCCGCCUUCCCUUAAUGAAGGGAAGAAGAAGAAGGAGAAGGAUAAAAAGGGGGAGCGUGCCGCCUCGGCUGUGGCUGCGCCUGCGGCGGAGGUGGUGGGGAGGCGGCUGCGGGUGUUCUGGCCGCUGGAUGACGCGUGGUACGAGGGGAGGGUGGAGGCCUACGACGGGGGCUCCCGCAGGCACCGCGUGAAGUACGACGACGGCGACGAGGAGGAGGUCGACCUUGGGAAGGAAAAGUUCGAGUGGGCCGCCAGUGAGGAGUCCACGCUACCUUUGCAGCCGGCGAGGAAGCUGCGGCGUCUCCGGCGGAUGUCUGAUACCGCAGUGGAGAAAUCGCCGGUUGUGGCAGAGGAGGGUGAGGAUGAGACUGGGGAUUCCACUGAGGACGAGGACUGGAAGAAGGAUGCUGCCACGGAGGAUGAUUCUGAUGAGGUGGAGCUGGAUGAUGAAGAGGAUGAGGAGGUUGUCGCGGUGAGAUCGCGAAAGGGAAAGUUGAGGAACUCCUUGCCAAUUUCAGGUUCAGCGCGGUCGACAUUGGGUUCCGGUUUGACAUCAGCGUCAGGGUCAACAAUUUCGAAAAAGAGGAAAAAGGUGGACGUGGGCACAUUGGACUGUGCUAAAAAGUUCAGCUUUGAAACAGUUAAUACCACUGGAAAAGUUGAAUCAGAAGUGCCAAUGAGCUGUGAACGGAGGAAGCAAACUACAGAGAAGGUUCCCACUACUCUUACUGGAGAGGCUGCUGAGCGCUUUGGACAGCGGGAUGCAGAAAAGUUCAAAUUCCUUGGAGAAUGGCGCAAAGAUGCAAAAGGCAGGCGUCCUGAAAACCCUGGAUAUGAUCCAAGAACCCUUUUCUUGCCUUUCCAGUUCUUGAAGAAUUUGACAGGUGGACAGAGGCAAUGGUGGGAGUUUAAAUCGCAGCACAUGGAUAAAGUUCUGUUCUUCAAGAUGGGAAAAUUCUACGAAUUAUUUGAGAUGGAUGCACAUGUUGGGGCAAAGGAGCUUGAUCUUCAGUACAUGAAGGGAGAACAACCUCACUGUGGAUUCCCGGAGAAGAAUUUAUCAGUAAAUCUGGAGAAAUUAGCUAAGAAGGGUUAUCGAGUUCUGGUUGUGGAGCAGACUGAAACACCAGAUCAGCUUGAACUUCGACGUAAGGAGAUGGGUAUAAAAGACAAGGUUGUGAGGCGUGAAAUAUGUGCAGUAGUCACAAAAGGAACACUGACAGAAGGAGAGUCCCUGCUGACGAACCCCGAUCCGUCAUAUCUCCUAUCUGUGACUGAAAGUUAUCAACAUAGUUCAAAGAAAAGUCAAGACGCUUGUACUGUUGGUGUUUGCAUAGUUGAUGUUUCUACAUGCAAAUUUAUUGUAGGACAGUUCCAAGAUGAUCCUGAGCGCCAUGGGUUAUGUUCGAUCUUGUCUGAAAUGAGGCCUGUAGAAAUCAUCAAGCCGGCUAAUAUGCUGAGUCCAGAAACUGAGAAGGCAUUAAAGAACAACACAAGGGAGCCUUUAAUAAAUGAGUUGCUUCCAUCCAUGGAAUUCUGGGAUGCAGAAAAGACUAUUCAUGAGAUAAAGCAGUACUACAGCUCAGCAGAAAAACCAAACACUGUUGAUGAUGCACAAAACAGUGUGGGCUGUCUACCUAACCUAUUAAGCGAGCUAAUUGGAGCAGGUGAUAGGACAUAUGGACUUUCUGCUCUUGGAGGUUGUUUAUUUUAUUUAAGGCAAACCCUUCUGGAUGAGAAAAUACUACCAUGUGCUGAAUUUGAGCACCUUGCAUGCUCGGGGCUCAUCAACAAUAUUCGAAAGAAUAUGAUACUUGAUGCAGCAGCGCUGGAAAAUCUAGAGAUGUUAGAAAAUCUCAGAACUGGUGGUCUGUCAGGGACCCUGUAUGCACAAUUGAAUCAUUGUGUUACUGGAUUUGGAAAGAGGCUGCUUAAACGCUGGAUUGCGAGUCCAUUGUAUGAUCGCAGAGCAAUACUACAACGUCAAAGUGCUAUAGCUACUUUCAAGGGAGCUGGCCAUGAAUAUGCUGUCAAGUUUCGUAAGGAUUUGUCUAGGCUCCCUGAUAUGGAGCGUCUGCUUGCACGCCUUUUUUCUAGCUGUGAUGAAAGCAGGAGAAGUUCAGCAGUUGUUCUUUAUGAAGAUGCAUCAAAGAGACUGCUUCAACAGUUCACAUCUGCUCUUCGUGGUUGCCAGCAGAUGUUCCAAGCAUGUUCUUCUAUUAGCAUGUUGAUAUGCACAGAGGGAUCUCAACUAAAUGAUUUGCUCUCACUAGGCACAGGGCUACUGAAUGUAUCAUCUAUUUUAGAUUGCUUCAGAGAUGCAUUUGAUUGGUCAGAAGCAGACCGUAAUGGUCGGAUCAUACCUCGUGAAGGUUGUGAUCCUGAAUAUGAUGCCACUAGCCAUGCAAUAGAGGAGAUUGAAUCCAGUCUAAAAGAAUACCUGAAGGAGCAACAGAAGCUGUUGAGACAUGCAUCGGUUAAUUAUGUUAAUGUUGGAAAGGAUAUUUACCUCAUUGAAGUGCCUGAGAGCCUGGGAGGUUCUGUUCCUGGAAACUAUGAGUUGCAGUCUACAAAAAAGGGUUUCUACCGGUACUGGACACCAGAAGUGAAAGAACUAAUAUCAGAACUUUCGAAGGCUGAGGCAGAGAAAGAAUCAAAAUUGAAAGGCAUUCUUCAGAAGCUGAUUCAGCUAUUUGUUGAGCAUCAUAGCGAGUGGAGACAAUUGGUUUCUGUUGUUGCUGAGAUUGAUGUCUUGAUAAGUCUUGCUAUUGCGAGUGAUUAUUUCGAGGGACCAAGAUGCCGUCCAACUAUCAAAGAAUCAAAUGGCCCAGAUGAUACUCCUACUUUCCAUGCAAGAAAUCUUGGGCAUCCCAUUCUACGAAGUGAUUCCUUAGGCAAGGGUUCUUUUGUACCAAAUGAUGUUAAGAUAGGUGGGCAAGGGAACGCCAGCUUUAUUGUUCUUACUGGUCCAAAUAUGGGUGGUAAAUCAACUCUUUUACGCCAAGUUUGUCUUACUAUUAUAUUGGCACAGAUUGGAGCAGAUGUUCCUGCAGAAAGCCUUGAGCUUUCUCUUGUUGACCGUAUAUUUGUUCGCAUGGGAGCAAGGGAUCAUAUUAUGGCUGGCCAAAGUACAUUCUUGGUGGAGCUCAUGGAGACUGCUUCUAUGCUUUCAUCGGCUACCAAGAAUUCUCUUGUGGCUUUAGAUGAGCUUGGACGGGGUACAUCAACUUCUGAUGGACAAGCUAUCGCGGCAUCUGUUCUAGAAUAUCUUGUUCAUCAUGUGCAAUGUCUAGGCUUGUUUUCUACGCACUACCAUAGGUUAGCAAUGGAACAUAAGGAUACCAAGGUAUCACUUUGUCAUAUGGCAUGCGAGGUAGGAGUGGGAGGAGGAGGAAUGGAAGAAGUGACUUUCCUUUAUAGAUUAGCACCUGGUUCAUGCCCCAAAAGCUAUGGUGUAAAUGUUGCUCGAUUGGCAGGAAUACCUGCUUCAGUGCUUCGAAGGGCUAAUGAGAAGUCAAGUGACUUUGAGGCCAAAUAUGGGAAGCCAUUCCGUAUGACUCAAGAUAAGCUUGUCAGUGCACAGAGUGAGGAUACAUUAUCUGCCAUUAGGGAUUUGUUCCGUGUUGUGAGGGCAUGGCCUCGUCAUGAAGAUCAGGCAGCAAGCUUAAGUAUGCUCCGUGAAGUACAGAAGCGAGCCAAGAUGCAGGCUGUCGAAGGUUAAGCGAUUACAUGACCCGAACGCUUAAUGGAGAUUGCCUCAUUUUGCUACCUUGGUGGAUUUUUUGGAUUGGCUUCCUGUUGAGAGUGCUGUCUUGGCGUAUGUUUAGUAAGCACAAUUGUGGAAUCGUCAAGGUUCAAGCCCAUAUGAAGAACUGGGUAAAGAUUCAUGGAUUGACCAUGGAUUGAGACGAUUCAACAUUUGUAGAACUUGCUAUCGCUAACAACAAUUUUGUGUGCUCUCUAGUUCACCUACCAAAAAGCUCAAGGAGGAUCACCUGUCCGGAUAGUUUUCCGAGCUCAGGAGCAUGUUUAGUUUCGUGCUGACCGGCUGAAUGAUUAUUGAGUAAAGUUAUUGCUCCAAUUAAUAUGAGCUCUGCAAAAACAUUCCCGGAUUGUAAUUAGAGUAGAUAGCUACAUGAAUGUUGUUUAUGGUUACUGGAAAAUAGAAACCAUUAAAUAUUGUAAUUUGCAAGCCAA